AUGGAACAUGAAGCUACCCAGCUAGAAAAGCAGCAUGUGCAUAGUGUGUAUGAAAACACUGCUGCCUACUUUAAUGACCUGCAGAGCAAAGCAUGGCCUCGUGUUCGAAACUUUCUGCUGGAGCAAAAGCCUGGCAGUCUUGUUGCUGAUAUAGGUUGUGGGACUGGAAAGUAUCUCAAUGUCAACAAUCAGGUGUAUAAUCUUGGCUGUGAUUACUGCAGACCAUUGGUAGAGAUUGCAAGGAAGAAAGAUGAUGAAGUUCUUGUAUGUGACAAUCUUAACCUUCCCUUUAGGGACCAGUGCUUCAAUGCAGUCAUUUCCAUUGGAGUGAUCCAUCAUUUCUCAACUAAACAAAGAAGAAUCAAAGCAAUAAAGGAAAUGGCAAGGGUAUUGAUACCUGGAGGCCAGAUGAUGAUUUAUGUUUGGGCUAUGGAACAAAAGAAUCGUCGCUUUGAGAAACAAGACGUGUUUGUUCCUUGGAACAAGGCCUUGUGCUCACGGCAUUUUUCAGAGUCGAAUCAAGCUGGAGAUAAGGGUGAGUUUGUGCAUGCUGUAAAAAGCCAAGACAUACACCCUGCACAGCUAGUCAUCUCUGAUUGCAGCUACCAAACCAAUCUGCAGCCAGAAACUGAUUCAAAGCAUUCCCACAAUAUGGACCAUUGCUUAUCGAGAGCCUGCUGCAUGAAAAUUUCUGAAGAUGAGAACAGAUUUUACAGUGCUCUAGGAAGAUCUUUCCGCUCGUGGUUCUUCUCCAGAUCCCUUGACGAAUCAGCCCUGAGAAAACAAACUGACAAAAUGAAGCUUAUGAAGAAUGAAGAAUGGGCAAACAGUACGGUUCCCGUUCAGCACUCGCGACACUGCAGUUUGGAUUUAGGGCACCAUGGGCCACUGUUAAAAGAACAAAGUUUAGAUGAUGAUGAGGUGUUCAUGGAAGGCCUGCCUCUCAAAAGAACACAGUGGUCACCAGCUGCAGAUGCACUGAAGGAUUUAAGUUUAAAUGGAGAACACCAAAAUGUAGCUCAGAACAAGUGUGAAGAAGCUUCAUUUAUGAAUAGCCCAGUGGAAGACAGGGACUACAGCUGUACUUGUAAUAAAGAUGGUACUGGGAAGUCUAAUACUCGCAAGUUUUUCAAAAGAACUUCAACAACUGACUCCACUGACUCUGCUUUGGAUUCAGCAGUGUCUGUUGGGGACCAAACUGAUGCCAUGUUGGAUACAAAAGCCUUCAUGCGCUAUUAUCAUGUUUUUCGGGAAGGGGAGCUGUGCUCUCUGGUAGAAGAGAAUGUGCCUGAACUUGAGAUACUUUCUUCCUGCUAUGACCAUGGAAACUGGUGCAUUAUUGCAGAGAAAAGAGGAACAUAG
Messenger RNA from Merops nubicus (carmine bee-eater), 1362 nucleotides. Its product is annotated as putative methyltransferase KIAA1456 homolog. Gene Ontology annotation, cellular component: cytoplasm; nucleus. Gene Ontology annotation, biological process: tRNA wobble uridine modification. Lineage: Eukaryota; Metazoa; Chordata; Aves; Coraciiformes; Meropidae. Bases 1 to 1362 code for a protein of 453 amino acids. The transcript has 3 exons. Gene Ontology annotation, molecular function: S-adenosylmethionine-dependent methyltransferase activity; tRNA binding. The record is from RefSeq and is a predicted model, not a curated record.